Messenger RNA from Colius striatus (speckled mousebird), 1053 nucleotides. RefSeq names its product cytochrome b5. The transcript has 5 exons. Gene Ontology annotation, molecular function: heme binding. The record is from RefSeq and is a predicted model, not a curated record. Gene Ontology annotation, cellular component: mitochondrial outer membrane; intracellular membrane-bounded organelle. Bases 80 to 511 code for a protein of 143 amino acids. Lineage: Eukaryota; Metazoa; Chordata; Aves; Coliiformes; Coliidae.
GGGCCGGGUGACGUCCGCCAUCGCUACGGCGGCCGCCCUGGGCCAAACGUGCCUUUCCGCGAAGCUGCCUGCGGCCGGUAUGGAGCCCGGGGAGCGCGCGGAGAGCGAGGGCUGCGCGGCCGAGGCCGGGCCGGUUUUCACGCUGGAGGAGGUGGCGAAGCGGAACUCUAGCCGCGAGGCCUGGCUGGUUAUCCACGGGCGCGUCUACGAUGUCACUCGCUUCCUGGAGGAGCAUCCUGGUGGAGAAGAGGUUUUGCUGGAACAAGCUGGUAGAGAUGCCACAGAGAGCUUUGAAGAUGUUGGGCAUUCCACAGAUGCCAGGGAAAUGCUCAAGCAGUACUACAUAGGGGAGAUCCACCCGCAUGACCGUAGAACGGAAGGUUCUCAGAAUCCGAGUACGACAUCCUCAGGCCAAGCAAGUUUCUGGUCAACGUGGCUAAUCCCCAUCUUUGGAGCACUGGUCCUAGGCUUAAUGUAUCGCUAUUACAUGUUGGAUGGGAGAACAUCUUGAACUGCCCUUGCUGGGACCUCAGGAAGCCCGAAAGAGAGGGUGUGAGAGCGAGUGUGUGCAUGCAACACGCGGGGUUCAGCUUCCCUUAACCUUUCCUGCCUUGCUUUUAGCGUUGAGUCUAUCUGUGCUGUUGAUACCCAUGGGACCAAACUACUACCAGGCUCUCUCUGUCCUACCUCUGGGACCCCUGGCCCUGUUGUGCUUUCCCCUGGGAUUCCCUUUGGGGGGUGUGUGUCUCCCUGGCGUGUGCGUGCUCCCGCGCGCUCUCUCUGCUCUAAACCACGGGCAAUCCUUUUCUUUCGAUGCCUUUUUGUGGAGCCAGACAACGUGAAACAGCUGCUCGUGAGCCCGUGGCUUUGCCUCAGCCCUUCACGUAGCACUGUCAGAAGUAAACUGCGGGUUGUGUGCAGCCCUGGCCGGAGCCUGGGCUCCCUGGUCCCUCUCCCAGCGCUCGCUGGGGCAGCAGGAGGCUGUAGCUUUGCUGCCUCUUCCUGCACGUGUCUGUUUGUAACGGUUAGACAAAUACAAGGGUUUUAAAAGGA